AUGGCGUUAAGUAUCCAAUUGCCAGAUGCAUCAAGAACAUCCGAGACCAGUAGCUCAGUUUCGCUCGAACUGAGCCUCGAUGGAGGCUUUGCUGUGCCCGAGAACAAUGCGUUUGGCAAUGGAUUCAGGGACUACAACAAGGAGAGCGAAAGGAACUUGUCCGUUGAAGAAUUCUACCGGAAGAAUCACAUUUACCAGACCUAUGAAUUUGCAAAGAAGAAGAGAGAGGAGUAUGGGAAGCUGGACAAGGCGGAGAUGAGCUUAUGGGAGUGCUGCGAGCUGUUGAAUGAGUUCAUCGACGAGAGCGAUCCCGACCUGGAUGAGCCCCAGAUUCAACACCUCCUCCAGAGUGCCGAGGCUAUCCGCCGGGAUUACCCUGACGAAGACUGGUUCCAUCUCACUGCCCUCACCCACGACUUGGGGAAGGUGUUGCUACAUCCGUCGUUUGGCGGGGAGCCUCAGUGGUGUGUGGUUGGUGACACAUUUCCUCUGGGGUGUGCAUUUGAUGAGUCCGUGGUGCACCACCGGUUCUUUAAGGACAACCCGGACUCUAACAAUCCCAAAUACAACACCAAACUUGGUGUCUACUCUGAGAACUGCGGGCUCGACAAUGUCACGAUGUCCUGGGGCCAUGAUGAGUACAUGUACAUGGUGGCUAAAGCGAACAACACUACUCUCCCACCGGCUGCCCUCUUCGUCAUCCGGUUCCAUUCCUUUUAUGCGAUGCAUCGUUCAGGGGCCUACCAGUACCUCAUGAAUGAGGAAGACGAAAAGAUGCUCAAAUGGCUCCAUAUAUUCAACACCAAAUAUGACCUUUACACCAAGAGCAAGGUUCUGAUCGAUGUGGAGAAAGUGAAGCCCUACUACCUCUCUCUCAUUGAGAAGUACUUCCCGGCCAAGCUCAAGUGGUGAAAUAAGUGCAAGGGCUGAUCUGCAGCUUCACAUUCAUGUGGUUGGAAGAUUAAUUGAACAAUGCAUGCUCAAUGGAAGUGUAUGGAUCAGCCGCCCAGAUGAUCAGGAGCUUGUACAUCUUAUUGCUGUUUGUUCGAAUGGUAGCGUUAAUAAAGCUCGAUUGCUAGACAAAAGCAACAUCUGUAAGAUGUAAUAAUGUUUGUGUAGCUAAUGAGAUUAUUUCACCAUAAA
Molecule: messenger RNA, 1143 nt
Organism: Punica granatum (pomegranate)
Lineage: Eukaryota; Viridiplantae; Streptophyta; Magnoliopsida; Myrtales; Lythraceae
Source: RefSeq, a predicted model, not a curated record